Molecule: messenger RNA, 3180 nt
Organism: Temnothorax curvispinosus
Lineage: Eukaryota; Metazoa; Arthropoda; Insecta; Hymenoptera; Formicidae
Gene: Gycalpha99B
Product: head-specific guanylate cyclase
Exons: 11
Coding region: 887-2899 (670 amino acids)
Biological process (GO): cGMP biosynthetic process; response to oxygen levels
Cellular component (GO): guanylate cyclase complex, soluble
Molecular function (GO): guanylate cyclase activity; heme binding
Source: RefSeq, a predicted model, not a curated record
CCGCCGCCUCGGAGCGUUGCUCGUUGCGCCUCGGUCAAUCCGCGAGCAGUAUGGCGCUACGCGCUCUGGCACGGCAACGUACGUAGCCGUUACGUCGUUCGCUAUGUAUCCGUGUACCCGUCGACGAUCUGCCGCAUCCCUGACAGAGUGAAUCCGCGCGCGAAUUACGGUUGUCAGUCUCGCGCGAUUAGGGUGUACUUUUGGCAUACCAAGGGAGCGAGAUCGCGGAGUAGAAAAUAAGAAACGACAAAGGGCCACGUAGCGAAAACGAUUUUGCAAAGCCACGGUGAAGAGAAAAUGUUCUAAAAAUGCGAUUUUGAGGGAGCGAGUUUUAAAGGGCGACGCGCGAGUUAAUAUGCAACCGCGGGCACCGCGUCCGACCCGACGGCGGCCGUAGAUGACGCCGGAUAAACGUGAGCCCAGUGAGCGCGUUGCGGUGACGAGAGAGGCUUCCCUCCACAACGUGCGAUAAGUAAACGAUAACUGGCGAUCGAGGAUGACGGGCCCCGCGACGCUCGGCAUUGACAUCGGUACCAGCGACGCCAACGCGGCAACGAUCGUGAAGACAACGACGAAGGCGGUGAUAGUCGCGAAUUUUCGGAUCGGUUUCACGUGUUCGCGUACCGCUUAGAACACCGACGAUAUGACAUUAGGGCUGCGAACAGACUUAUAAAAGAACGUUACGUUUAUAUGCAAAAUUCGCUGGCAAGUGCUGUGAGAGGGUACACGGACACGGAGGUUCAGGCAGCACCAGCUGAUCGCCGAUAAACGCAACGAGACGCGCGGGGCAUGUCCCUGAUUAAUUAAUACCGCGUGUUCACGUCUCACGUUGACAAUUUGUGGGUGAUCCAUCCCUUGGACUACAAUAGAGCGACGAAUUUGCAAGAUGGCAUGUCCAUUCUCACGCUUCAAACAAACGUCGGUUCAGAUAACGUCGUCGAUUUUAGGAGAAGAUGGUGACGACCUUGAGGACACACAGACACUUAACUUGAAGCACCUAAGAGCCGCGGUGACCCUCUUGACUAACCCUUCGAAUGAAGUGGUGGAUGUGGCGCUAGAAGCUCUAUUAAAUAAACAUGAAGUACCUCUUCCAACGUCGACAACAUCGUCUUUAGAAAAACUUCUCAAUAAUGUUGGAAAGGAGGAAAACUAUAAUUUACUGGAAGACAUUUAUGAGACACUAAAUUACGAUUGUGACGUCGACGUGAACGCGUUUUUCGAUCAUCUCGGACAGGAGCUGAUCACAUCGGCUUGCGUGGGUUCGUGUCUCUUAGAACGGGCCUUCCGUUGCCUUGGGAACGAUCUGACCGCUUUCCUGACCACACUCGACGGCGUAAACGACGUUGUCCAGCAUCAGUCGGGAUCGGAUACCGAGGCGGAGUUUGUGUGUAUCGCCACACCGGAAGCGCUGGAGCUACACUUCACCACCGACCACCCUUCUAUCGCCUAUCUUCUGGUGGGCAGUCUGAAAGGCAUAGCCAGGCAGUUCUAUAAGGACCAAGCCGAUGUGUAUAUACUGCCGGAUCCCUACAACACAAAAUUUUUUAGAUACCGGAUUACUCCGGAGCGUUAUAGCGAAAAGCUGGGCGUAGACGACGAUUGCGACGUGGUGUCACCCACUUUCCGUCCACUCUCAACUGAAGCAACGGACCUUCGUAUGGGGGUAGCGUGCUUUUGCAAGGCGUUCCCGUGGCACUUCGUCGUCGACCGUCAGCUGGAGCUCGUUCAACUCGGCGUUGGUUUCAUGAAAAUUUUCGGACACCACUUGAACCGACUCGGCAGGGAGAUAUCGACAUAUUUCGCCUUCACACGACCUCACGGCGUCACUCUGACCUUUCACGAGAUCUUAAAGCGCGCGAAUACACCGUUUAUCCUGACCCUCCAGAGACCGCACGACGUCGAUAAAUAUCCCGCGGAGGGCCUGGAAAUGAAGGGUCAGAUGGUACACUGUCCAGAAUCAGACUCGAUUUUAUUCGUAAGCUCACCGUUCUUGAACGGUCUCGAGGGCUUAACGGGUCGAGGACUCUUCAUUUCUGAUAUCCCUCUCCACGACGCUACAAGGGACGUUAUACUCGUUGGCGAGCAAGCCAGGGCACAAGAUGGCUUAAGGAGACGAAUGGAUAAAUUGAAGAGUUCUAUUGAAGAAGCUAACCUGGCGGUCAAUGUGGAAAGAGAAAAGAAUAUCAGCCUUCUACAUCUUAUAUUUCCGGUGGAUAUUGCGAAACGUCUGUGGCUGGGAGAGACAAUCGAAGCAAAAACGUAUCCAGAUGUCACGAUGCUGUUUAGCGACAUAGUCGGAUUUACAUCUAUCUGCGCUACAACAACCCCGAUGAUGGUCAUCAACAUGCUUCAAAAUCUGUACGAGCAAUUUGACCUUUACUGUGGUCAGUUGGAUGUGUAUAAGGUAGAGACAAUCGGCGAUGCCUACUGCGUUGCAUGCGGCCUUCAUCGAAAUACCAAUACACAUGCACAACAAAUUGCUUGGAUGGGCCUAAAGAUGAUACAAACGUGCUCUCAUCACUUGACUCACGAAGGCAAGCCAAUUAAGAUGCGCAUCGGCAUUCACACCGGAAUGGUGUUGGCAGGCGUCGUGGGCAAGAAGAUGCCAAGAUACUGUCUCUUUGGACAUAACGUCACGUUGGCGAAUAGAUUUGAAUCUACGAGCGAGCCACUUCGUGUCAACGUCAGUCCAACUACGUACCUGUGCUUAAUACAAAACUCGGGAUUCAUAUUGGAACCGCGGACCAAGGACAAUUUACCCAAGGGAAUGCCAGCAAGCGAAUCGGGCACGUGUUACUUUCUGAAUGGGUAUCAGCAUAGCGACGUCAGCGCAAGCGAACCUCUCGCUGUGCAUAUUCAAGCUGCAAUUACGGAGCUCGGAAUCAGUAGCAAUAUGUAGAUACCUUCCGAUACGGGGACGUUUACCGUUGAUCAGUGUGUUACUUUAACGAUAUUACCGUCGAUAAUAGCGAUGGCAGACCCGAGACAUUAUCAGACCGAUCGAUGUAUAUGAGCUCUCAAAGCUGGCACUAAAGGUACAUUAAAAGCAUGGCGCUAAUUGUGUACGAACAUAUUGAAAGAGAAUCCUGUGCGGAUACUAUUUAUACGCAGAGUCUUAGAUUGUAAUCAUUAUAUACCUACUAAAUAUAAGAAGCAAGUAAAACUCUAUCAUGGAAUCUA